Dermacentor andersoni is the source of this 3831-nucleotide messenger RNA. RefSeq names its product monocarboxylate transporter 12-B-like. Gene Ontology annotation, biological process: transmembrane transport. Gene Ontology annotation, molecular function: transmembrane transporter activity. NCBI's taxonomy places the organism in Eukaryota, Metazoa, Arthropoda, Arachnida, Ixodida, Ixodidae. The record is from RefSeq and is a predicted model, not a curated record.
CGCGUUGUCGUCGCGCGCCCAUUGCCGGCGGCGAUGGCGCAGGCGGCGGACGGUCGGCGCGGCGGCGCCGCACGGCAGCGGCGAAAGACCGGGCCGGACUCGCGGUACAGCUGGGUGGUCGCCCUAGCAUGCGGCGGUGUCAACGUGUUCAUGCACGCCUCGGGCAAGGUGGUCGGCCUGCUUUUCUCCGGCAUGCUCCACGAGUUCGCCGUGAGUCGAGAGACGGCUGCGUGGCCCCUAGUUCUCAACAACACGCUGCUCAAUGUCGCAGCGCCCGCUUUCGGCUUCCUGUCUAAGUUCUUCCCUAUCCGCAACAUCAUCCUGCUGUCAUCGGCCAUCUCAUCAGUGUCCGUGGCUUUGUGCUUUUUCGUCUCCGACGUCUUCUACAUCUCUCUGCUUUUCGGCGUCAUCCACGGUGCGGCUACCUGUGGAGCCGUGCUGAUGACGCAGGUGUGCAUCAACCAGCACUUCAUCCGGAGGCGCGGAACCGCGGCUGGCGUGGUGUCGGCCAUCUCGAGCCUCAACUGCGUCAUCUUCCCGCCCCUGUACGAGUACUGGGUGAGCCACUACGACCUGCACUGGAGCUUCCUGCUCUUGGGCGCCUGCAUCCUCAAUUCCAUGGCGUUCGGCUUGCUUGUGCGCUCGCCGAGCUGGCUCAUCGUCAACCCGGUGGACUAUUCGAAACGCCGCAAGAGCAUCUUCACGCGUGCCAACGUGGCCGACAAAGGUCUGGCCAGCUGGAUUACGCACUUCAGCGAGGACAACAGCGACUCGUCCGACGAAGAAGGGCACCUGGAGGCCUCCCGCCAUCUAUCGGGCUCGGUGCGGUACUUCUUCAGCGAGGGCGGCGGCAUCUCCACCUCGGACAGCCAGCCGCAGAUGGAGAUGAUGCCCGUCGUUCACCGCUCCAGCAUCGCGCCACUGUCCGAGGAAGCGGCGCUCGAGGUGGGACCGGUGCGGCAGGCGCACCAGCUUCUCAUACGCAACCCGGACCCGCUGGUCACCAUCCCCACGGGCUACACGCUCUGCAAGCCCCUCGAGCCGGCACGCGGCGGUCACUUCCAGCUCAAGCACGAUGAGGGCGACACGAAACGCAAGUUCUGGAAGAAUGCCAAGACCUUCCUCACCGUCUCCUUCUGGCACCUCACGCUCUCGCAGUUUCUCGUUCAGUUCGGCCUUGGCGUUUUUCUACUGACCAUUAUCGACUUUGCAAACGACUGUGGCAUCGGUGCAAAGGACUCGGUGUUCUUCAUGACCUCCUUUUGCAUCGGGGACAUGCUCUCCCGUGUGGUGACGGGUUUGAUUGCCGACAGAGGAUCUGUACACUUGGAGUUCUUAGUGGCAUUAGCUUACGUUCUUCAAGGCGUUUGCUACGAGUUUAUGUGCUACAUAAAGAGUUAUCUGUACCUGCUACUAUUAACGCUCGGAAUAGGCAUCAGCCACGGCUCAAGGAUCUUUCUGCUUCCUAUUUUCCUCACGAGGAGCUUCGGACUUGGUGGGCUUUCUGUAAACCUGAGCGUGGCAACGUGCAUCUGCGGCGUCUUGGCAUUGUUGAGGCCAUUUUUAAUUGGUUACUUCAGAGACCAGCAGGGCACUUACAAGGGUCUCUACCAUCUGAUCUGCAUUGUGAACAUGGCAGUAGCCGUUACGUGGUUCAUCAAAAUGCUGCUCAUCCGUAAGAAAGAUAGAAUUCAUCUACAAGGAAUCUAAGAAACGAAGACAAUAUUUUUAACGUGUCAGCAUUGUCCCUUACGAAUUGGAUCGCUUCAAAGAAAUAUGUGUGUGAGGAACAUGUUCAGCAGAACCUUUCUUUCCUAGCGGCAUCGCACUUCACAGUUGAACUGGAAACCAAAGAAAAUACACAUGUUUUGCUGUCGGGUGACUACUGAUAAUUUAUCAGCCUGUUGACGUAGUCCAUACAAAGUACAAAUGCAGUCUCCGCUUGUGUGCCUUAAGUGCACCGGUACUAGGGUGCUUUAUUUAGCGUUAACAUUAUUUUUCCUGUUAGAGAAGCUUUCAAAGGAUGCUGCAUGAUGAGAAGAUUAUUUGCAUUUGUGAUCGAAAUAGAUAAUCAACUAAUUACCAAAAUUUAGUUUAUUACCUUUCUUCAUUUUUGUGUUUAUUGAAUACGAAAUGUUGAUAAAAUAUUAAGCGGAGCAGCAGUGCAAGUUUACCGCAAGUUUGAAGGUGCUCGCCUGAAAACUAGUGCUAGUUUCAAAGUUUGUGUUUAUCUUGAGAACUCGCUGACUGCGAUCCAUAAAUUAUCAAGUGUACCAUAAAUUAAUUACAUGGAAAGAUUAUUAAUAAAAUUUGUUAGUAUUCUUAUGAAUUUUGAUUUGUUCUCAACAAUGUUCACCUCUUCGAGUGUUCUUGAUUAAUGGGUAGGUUUGUGCUAUAUGACUAGGCGAUAUUUAAGUAUUUUAGUAACCUUACAAAUACCGACUAUAUGUAGCACUAUGCACAAAAUUAUGCUUACUUUGUUGUUCAGUGGAAGCUAGGCAUUCUCGUCCUUUUGUUGUCUGCCUGCAUUUCAGUUUUUGAAGCUGCGCUAGCUGCGUUUAUACAUGCAUUUUUACGACAUUAUGUUGCUGUAAAUCACGUUCUUGUCAGAAUUUUUUAUUUUCACUUAAUGAUGCCAGGGUCAUCACAAGGGUGAGUAGGGAUAGUCAAUGCUCUGACGGCUGCGUACUCGCAAUUGAUUGAAAGAUCUAAUAAUUAAAAUCGGAAAUGCAGCCUGCUUUUAUGAAUUACAGAUAUGAAUCACUCAUUGCAUGUAAAAUUAGAUGCAGUAAGCCUCUACAGUAAAUAUUUUUCGGGAAUCUUCUCGUAUGCUUAUCUGUUUAUUCAUCCCACUUCUGUGAAAGGACAAGCCAGUCACAAAGGGAAAAUAUUUUACUAAAUAUUUAUAUUGAAAUCUCAAGUGGCAUUUGGUGACAUUGGAAAUUAUUUUUCUGCUAUUUCCAUAAAACAAUCGUUCAUAAACAUUAUACCAGUAGAAAAUUAUGCUCCACAACAACAAGCGUGCAAUAGUGACCAUUAGUACAAAGGAAGAGUGUUGUAGAACCUUUGCGGAAUUAUAAAGAAAGCAGCCGAAAAUUCUAUUAGCAUCGGGUACUUCCGAUCAGCCAGAGAUGCCCUUUACAUGUCUCUAGCCUAACUAGCGCCUCAAUAUUGCUUAGCCUUACAGGUGUCCCGUAUGUGAAUGAAUCGCGAUGGUGUCGUCGAAUGGAACCGCAAUGCACGGGAACAGAUGUGGCACGCGAAUAUAAAGCAGUGAAAUUCGGCCGACGUCAUGUGCUGCAACUCCCCACUACACACACACAUAGUAUAGUCUAACAGAAAUACCACCAUGCAUACCGGCAAGCUGUCUGCUCAUGAGGGGGCAGGGGUAAUAGCAGAUGCAAAUAUUGCACUGAAUAUUUUCAUAGGAGCGAAAGUGCGGCACAAGUUAGCGAAAACACCAACUCCAGCAGGCUCUGCCACCAGCGCUUUUGCGCCUCGUCCAGAUCUGGCUUUAUCUCAUUUGUAGAAUUUUCAUAGCUGGCGUAAAUCACCACAUAAAACAUAAGGAAGAGCAUUAUUUGCUUGACGCCGAGGCGAAAAGCUGCAUUGGUAUCAAAAAGUGAUUAGAUACGCGCUUGAUUCUCACUAAUGCACCGUGAGAAACGAUAUCGUGCAGGUAUAUACACGGAUCGUCUACUUCAGGAGUCCGAAAAGUGUGUCUGUUUGGCGUUCGCACGUAGGGACAGCAUUGGGAAACCUGUAUUGCCUGUGUUUGACAUCUGUUAAUUGUGUUACGAACAAAUAAAAGAAAGCUGUUUCUUUCCAUGA